UCCUUUAUAUACUCGCUGAUCUCCUGGCGCAUUGUGAUUCUCUCAAGCAUUGCACACGACCGCUUACUUCUUACCCAACCGCUUCUAAUACUGUCUAAUUCACAAUGUCUACAACAACUACCACAACCAACCAGCCUAUCACGGCCGAAUCUAUGCUUCGUCUCUUCCCGGACAUUGAUACUAGCUCAGCGCCUCUCUCCGGUCACGAUGAGGAGCAGAUUCGUCUUAUGGACGAGGUUUGCAUUGUCCUCGACGAGGACGACAAGCCCAUUGGAACAGCCAGCAAGAAGAUUUGCCAUCUCAUGACCAACAUUGACAAGGGCCUCCUUCACCGUGCCUUCUCCGUCUUCCUCUUUAACGACAAGAACGAGCUCCUCCUCCAACAGCGCGCCACCGAGAAGAUCACCUUCCCCGACAUGUGGACCAACACUUGCUGCUCUCACCCUCUUCACAUCCCUACCGAGACUGGUUCCACUCUCGAGGACUCUAUCGCGGGUGUCAAGCGAGCUGCCCAGCGCAAGCUUGAGCAUGAAUUGGGUAUCAAGAAGGAGCAGGUCCCCUUCGAGGACUUUCACUUCCUGACCCGUAUUCACUACAAGGCUCCCAGUGACGGAAUGUGGGGUGAGCAUGAGAUUGACUACAUUCUUUUUAUCAAGGCCAACGUCGACCUUGACAUCAACAAGAACGAGGUCCGAGAUACCCAAUACGUUACUCCCGAGAGCCUCAAGCAACAAUUCGACGAUCCCAGCCUGGUUUUCACUCCUUGGUUCAAGCUCAUCUGCAACUCUAUGCUCUUUGAGUGGUGGCAGAACCUCGACUCUGGUCUCGACAAGUACUUGAACGAACAGGAGAUCCGACGCAUGUAAUGUUAUGAUUCACGGUAAACGAAAGGAGAAGGACGACAUCGAAAACCGACGGCAAGGACAGCAUUCAACCAGCAACUGAGAAACUUCGGUUUAUGGUGCAUUGAGCAUUCAUAUUCAAACAAAAUAGAUAUCCGCUCUCGAGUCUUGUGAUAAACAUAGAUGAGGUUCAGAGCCGCUUUUAAUUUACGUUAUUGGCUUUCAUUUGCCAGGAGGAGGAAGCCCUUGAACGGCUUCACCAAUCAAAACCCCGAUCUUGUUGACCAAAGAAAAGAGACGUGUUGGGGUUAUUCAUCAUCGCGUAUGGGAAUGUUAGCUGUUCAGUCGAAAAGCCUAUCGUUUGUCAUUUCCUGGAUCUGCACAACUUCAAUGUCAACUCGCCCAACCUGCCAGCCUAAUGAAGUCUCAGCCUAAACAAACUUAUUUUAUGUUUCUUUUAUUAAUCGACUGAGCAGUUUCACGAUGAUUCUUCCUUUGGAAUUCAUGAUGUCUUGAUCUCCCGUUAGAUCCGGAUUAAUAACAAAGUUACACUUUGUCAAGUGACACAGUAUUGCC
This is a messenger RNA of Fusarium graminearum PH-1, 1418 nucleotides long. RefSeq names its product isopentenyl-diphosphate Delta-isomerase. Gene Ontology annotation, biological process: isoprenoid biosynthetic process; isopentenyl diphosphate biosynthetic process. Gene Ontology annotation, cellular component: cytoplasm. NCBI's taxonomy places the organism in Eukaryota, Fungi, Ascomycota, Sordariomycetes, Hypocreales, Nectriaceae. Bases 105 to 866 code for a protein of 253 amino acids. The transcript is spliced from 3 exons. The record is from RefSeq and is a predicted model, not a curated record. Gene Ontology annotation, molecular function: isopentenyl-diphosphate delta-isomerase activity.